CCCCCGCUUCAUGUCUGUGCAGGAGUCGGCAGCUGGCGCCAGGGCGGCCGGAGGAUGCAGAGGGGCCGGAGCCGGGCGGGCCGGAGGCCGGGGCGCGCGCUCCUCCCCACCCCUAGCCCGUGAAGCCGCCCGCCCUGGGGCGCGCUGCCUCCUGCGGGGCCCGCGGCUCCCGGGCUCUCCUGGUGUCCCUUGCUCUCUGCUGCUGAGCCGCCCCCUCCCGCGCCGCUGCGAGUGGCCACCCCGCCUUCGCCUGGAUCCCGAGCCGCAGGAGCGGAUCAUGGAGGUGGCGUCGGAGCAGCCUCGCUGGAUGGCGCACCCCGCCGUGCUGAAUGCGCAGCACCCCGACUCGCACCACCCGGGCCUGGCGCACAACUACAUGGAGCCGGCGCAGCUGCUGCCUCCGGACGAGGUGGACGUCUUCUUCAACCACCUCGACUCGCAGGGCAACCCCUAUUACGCCAACCCGGCCCACGCGCGCGCGCGCGUGUCCUACAGCCCGGCCCACGCCCGUCUCACCGGAGGCCAGAUGUGUCGACCGCACUUGUUGCACAGCCCGGGCUUGCCGUGGCUGGACGGCGGCAAAGCGGCUCUCUCCGCCGCCGCGGCCCACCAUCACAGCCCCUGGACCGUCAGCCCGUUCUCCAAGACCCCGCUGCACCCCUCGGCUACUGGAGCCCCUGGAGGGCCGCUGUCUGUGUACCCCGGGGCUGCGGGUGGGGGCGGGGGAGGCAGUGGGGGCUCGGUGGCCUCCCUCACCCCCACUGCAGCCCACUCUGGCUCCCACCUCUUCGGCUUCCCGCCCACGCCACCCAAAGAAGUGUCUCCAGAUCCCAGCACCACCGGAGCUGCUUCCCCAGCCUCCUCGUCGGCAGGAGGUAGUGUAGCCCGCGGUGAGGACAAGGAUGGCGUCAAGUACCAAGUGUCACUGUCGGAGAGCAUGAAGAUGGAAGGCGGCAGUCCCCUGCGCCCAGGCCUGGCUGCCAUGGGCACCCAGCCUGCGACACACCACCCAAUACCCACCUACCCCUCCUAUGUGCCCGCCUCGGCGCACGACUACGGCAGCGGGCUCUUCCAUCCUGGAGGCUUCCUGGGUGGACCGGCCUCUAGCUUCACCCCGAAGCAGCGAAGCAAGGCACGCUCCUGCUCAGAAGGCCGGGAGUGUGUCAACUGUGGGGCCACAGCUACCCCUCUCUGGAGACGGGAUGGCACGGGCCACUACCUGUGCAAUGCCUGCGGGCUCUACCACAAGAUGAAUGGACAGAACCGGCCCCUCAUCAAGCCCAAGCGGAGGCUGUCUGCUGCCAGGAGAGCGGGCACCUGUUGUGCAAAUUGUCAGACGACAACCACCACCUUAUGGCGCCGGAACGCCAACGGGGACCCUGUGUGCAACGCCUGUGGCCUCUACUACAAGCUGCACAAUGUUAACAGGCCGCUGACCAUGAAGAAGGAAGGGAUCCAGACCCGGAACCGGAAGAUGUCCAGCAAAUCCAAGAAGAGCAAGAAAGGGGCCGAAUGCUUUGAGGAGCUAUCCAAGUGCAUGCAGGAGAAGUCAUCCCCGUUCAGUGCGGCUGCCCUGGCUGGACACAUGGCCCCCGUGGGCCACCUCCCACCCUUCAGCCACUCUGGACACAUCCUACCCACACCAACGCCCAUCCACCCCUCCUCCAGUCUCUCCUUUGGCCACCCUCACCCGUCCAGCAUGGUGACUGCCAUGGGCUAGAUACAGUUUCCCACUGGACAGACAAGGACAUCAAGGGUGGCUGGCAGAGCCAGAGCGUGGCCGGGUAUUCCCAGGAUGGGUGGAACACACUCUUGGCUCCCGCUCCUCCCAAGAGACCCACACUUCCUCCUGCCAGCCCAGCCUGGCCGAAGCCACCUCUUCUGGGAGGACUCCCAGCCUUGUGCCGCCAUUACUGUGAAUAUUUCUAACUGGGCUGCAGUGUGUGUGCCCCGGGUGCUGCCCAGGAAAGUGUUUUCACGGAUAGUUGCUUGGAGAGCAAAAUGGACAGGUUUAUAGCAAGAAAAGGAGCAGACUGGGGACAGAAAAACAAAAACAUUUUUUUUUUGAAGGAGAAAGAAGUAGGCUAAAAGAAUUAUUUUGCUCUUAUUUUUUACAAGGAUGUGAAGACAUGGAGGCGUGGGCUGUUUGUGUUCUCUGGGUCCUUCCUCAGGGCCUCCUGCCCUCAGUCAGGGCUCUGGGGAGGGGCAGACUUACAGGGCCCCAACCUGAGCCCCCUCUGCAGCCUGGAGGUAGCCCUUGCCCUGACGCAGCCCUAGAGGGCAGAGACAAUCGCAGGCGGUCCUGCGCGGAUUCCCAGGCCAGGGCUGGGUCACAGGAAGGAAACAUUCUCUGGAAAGGGGAAAUGUCUCCCAGAUCAUUCCCUUGGCUUAGAGAGGCCAAAACUGGUGUGACCCAAAUGGGCUAAGCCAUGGCCUGCGCUCUAGGCCAGUUGGACCCCUGUAAAUACAUCCUUUUUCUGCUAACCCUUCGACCCCCUCCCACUCUAAGAUAAAUAAGAAAAUAUUCAAAACAAAAACCAAACUGCAUAAGCUUAACUCGCUGAUGAGUGGUUUUAUUUUUAAACUCGUUUUGGGUCCAGUCAAUUGUACGUUGCCACAGAAGCCUCACCAUGAAAAGAAUAAAACCUACAAACCAGGGCUGAGCUUCACAGUUCUUUCUUGAAUGGUUCUUGGGUCCUGCGGUCCUGGCAGGAGGCUGGGGACGAGGGGGAGCUUGUGCUCUUGGUUGCCGGGGGCAGGCGGGCAGCAGCCCUGUGAUCUGGGGCUUCUGUUCUGCUGUGGCUGGUUGGAUCCUUCAAGGUACAGCUGUACAUAAAAUGUGUCCCAAGCUUCGAUUCUGUGUGCGGUGGUGGCGGUGGUGCAGCAGCCAGCAAGUGGGCCCCAAGCCCGGGAGACGAUUGCGCUGACUCCUCAACCAAGUGCAAUACCGGUGUCCAAUUGCUGCGGAGCACCCUGACCGGAAGUAACUUAUUUUGUGCUAGUACCCGCAUAAGAAAAAGAAUCGGCAGUAUUUUCUGUUUUUAUGUUGUUGGUUUUUUUUUUUUUUUGGCUUGUUUUAUUUUGAAUUAGUGACUUAAGUUAUUAACUAUGUACAACAUUUAAAUAUUGUCUGUAAAAAUUGUAUGCUACCCUCUUAUUCCUUUAAAGUGAAUACUGUUAAAAAUAAUAAAAUACUUUUUGUGAAUGCUGCA
Messenger RNA from Meriones unguiculatus (Mongolian gerbil), 3212 nucleotides. RefSeq names its product GATA binding protein 2 (gene Gata2). Gene Ontology annotation, molecular function: DNA-binding transcription factor activity, RNA polymerase II-specific; RNA polymerase II cis-regulatory region sequence-specific DNA binding; zinc ion binding. The coding region runs from base 11 to 1720 and encodes 569 amino acids. The record is from RefSeq and is a predicted model, not a curated record. The transcript is spliced from 6 exons. NCBI's taxonomy places the organism in Eukaryota, Metazoa, Chordata, Mammalia, Rodentia, Muridae. Gene Ontology annotation, cellular component: nucleus. Gene Ontology annotation, biological process: positive regulation of miRNA transcription; negative regulation of transcription by RNA polymerase II; positive regulation of transcription by RNA polymerase II.